Messenger RNA from Verruconis gallopava, 1730 nucleotides. RefSeq lists its product as uncharacterized. The record is from RefSeq and is a predicted model, not a curated record. The transcript is spliced from 2 exons. Lineage: Eukaryota; Fungi; Ascomycota; Dothideomycetes; Venturiales; Sympoventuriaceae. The coding region runs from base 1 to 1419 and encodes 472 amino acids.
AUGUCGGAAGCUUACAACGUGUUAAGCAUCGCGCUCAAGUCGAGCAUUGAGCUUGCUCUCUUUGAUCAAAUCGCACCUCUACGAGAGAAAGUCCAGCAACUAACGAAGACGGUCGAGGAUCAAGCAUCCAAGAUUAACGCGCAGGACGCAAAGCUACAUAGACAUGAGACCAGCAUCCUUCACCAAGACAAGAAGAUUGAAGACUUGGAGAUAGUGACGCAUGUCCAUACAGACGCGCAUGCAAAACAAGAAACAGUAGCAUCCCAAUUCUUACAAGGCUUGAAAGUACAGAUCGAAGGUCUUAGAAGCUUAGUUCAAAAAGUGAACGAGGCGGUUGGGCAGAUGCCGUCUUUGCUCAAUGAAUGUCCCAAGGACUGCGAAGGGACUUACGAUGGGUUUCUAACUCUAGAGACACGCGUAGCUGCCUUGGAAGCAUCUCUUGUAAACGUGUCUAAGGCCCAACCAACAAAUGUGAUGCGAAGAAUCGAUUUCUCCAGCUCGAGAUUCACGGGCGAGAGGUCUGGAGACCAUAUUGAUGACUGCCAGAAUAUAAUUAGGAAGAUGCAAGUUGAUUUGGCCAUUCUUCAAGACUCUAUCAUGGCACAAUCUUCGGAAUCAGAUUUGGGGAAGCAAUCGACAUUGGUCCCCACCUCGUUCCCUGCGGGUUCUGCACAGUCUAAGUUACUCACAGAUAUCAACAAGGCCCUGAAAAACAUACAGACUGCUGAAUCACUACAGGAAGAAUCUCAAAAUGACGCUCGGGAGUUGAGCAGGGACGUCAGUGCUCUGAUCGUAUCAUCAGCUAAAGAAGAAUUCAGGAAGAGUACUCCCAGAUGUUCAGUGCUGUCAGACAGAACUAUCAUGCCUGGCAUUCCGGACGAUGUGCAAGUGAAUAUCACUGAAAGCUUAGAAUUGCCUUCGCUGGAGUCGGACACAAAUUUUGUGCAAACUGCUUCGGCGCGAGCUGAACUUAUCCAGGAAGGUUUCAGAGAAGCCAGCAAUAUUGUAAAGGAUGGUAAAAUGACAGAAAAGGUCGAAGCCGGCCCUGAAAUCUCAAAAACUCGAGGGGAUUUGGCCAUGCAUCGAGCCCGCGAAGACGUUCACGAGGAUGGUCCAGUCAAGAAGCUCGAUAAAGACUUGUAUCGACAGGACUGGUACCUAGCUGGAAGACCGGGAAAGCUUGAAGACUUCGUUCGGAAGAAGAGGACAGAGGCCAGAACUAAGGAGAACAUACCCCACACACGCGAAACGGUGCGAGCGAGCGACGUGCAGCCGCAUCAACCCAAUUUGCGAACGAAGAAGGCGAUUACGAUGAAACGGAGCCGCGAUGUUGAUGUUUUGACUCGAGGUGGCAGUAAUUAUUCUGUGAAUAUUUCCAAGAAGAAGACAAAGUUCACCACCGUCGACAAAGCAGGAUAACACGCAACGUGAACGAGAUCAGAGAACAGCAGUAAGAUGAAAUAGUGCAGUGAGCCCAAUGAAACAGUGGAUCGUUCCAUUGGGAAAUAUAGGGCCAAGAGGGCAAUUUUUUUGGUCACUUGUCUAUUAUUAAUCUUGGUUGGUGUUAUGAAAUGUGGAAAACGAGCUUACGAAAUCAUUCGGUGGCUUCGUAACUUUAAUGUAUACCACCAACUUGAAACUGGCCAGAAAUCUUUCUCUUGUAAAGGAUCAUCGAAGUAGUGUAGCGGGGCCGGCUCGAUUUUUUUUAAGCAAUAAGGAUUAGAGCCUAU